AUGGACGGCAAACUCAGCAGAGACGAGUUGAAGGCCAUCUUCCAGAAGGUCUCCAACUGGGACGAUGACAUGAUCGACCUCCUCCUGGAACAGUGUGAUUACAACAAAGACGGCCAACUCCAAGUGCGGGAGUUCAUCGACUUCAUGUUCCGAGGUGCCAAGAUGGAGCGCGAGGAACGAGGGAGGCCCUUGAGGCUCGUGCGGAUCAUGGCCAUGCACCAGGCCUACUUCGAGGACCUGCAGCCGAGGGUGACCGACUUCUUCCACAAGCACGGGAUCAAAAACAUCGAUCUCAACUACGAAGCCGAAUGGGAAAAGGCUUUGCCCUACUGUGAGGAGAAUGAUGUGGACGUCCUCGUCGUCGACUCAGACGCCAUCCGAUGCGCAGUGAGGGAUGACGCGACCCUUUGGGCCGAGCGGGACAAGUGGUUCGACAAGCACGAGAUUCCGGAGGGGAAGCUCUUUCAGAUAAUGCCGUUUCUGCAAGAGAUCGUCAAGAAGAGCAAGAAUCCUGUAAUUGCCCUGCAUCCCUGGCUGAAGGAGACGAAGUCCCAAGCGGCUUGCUUGGAUCGCAUCACCUCGCAGCUCAGGGAGUGGAGGGAUGGCAUCAAGGAGAAGCUGAAGAACUAUGGGGACCGCCUGGAGCAGAAGGAGCGCUUCCAGGACCGGAUCAGUGACAUGGAGGCCUUGAUCGAGGCCUCGGAAGCUGAAGAGAAGAGGCAGAAGGAGAGGGACAUCGCCGCGUUCAGGCCCCUCUUUCAGCAGAUCGCGGACAAAGCCGGCUGGGACGAGAAACGAGCUGAGCAAGUCUUCGAUCGGCUCGUCAGAGGGACUCUGUACACGGAGACAUGGUUUGUCGAAGCAUUCACCGAAGGGAGCGUGGAGAAGGAAUUGGACAAGAUUUCUGUAGAACAGUUUCCGGAGGAUGAAAUGACAGUUUUGACAGACUUUGCAUUCGAGCACAACGACCUUGCGAAGACGGUGCGGUACUUGGCGUCGAAAACUGGCUGGGAUUUGAAGGACCAGCAGCAGGUUUGCCACAAGCUUCGGCGAGUCGGCUGCGUGGAAAAUCGCUCCCUCCAGGUGGCCUUGAAAACGAAAAGCCUGAAUGCCCGGCUGAAGAAGCACAAGUUCCUGCCCUUUGGCGACAGCUCCCUCGAAAUUCUCGAAGGAUGGGCCUCCAUCUAUGCCGCCAGCCACAGCCUGGGAUAG
Molecule: messenger RNA, 1212 nt
Organism: Symbiodinium natans
Lineage: Eukaryota; Dinophyceae; Suessiales; Symbiodiniaceae
Source: the annotation of a GenBank genome assembly